AUGAGCAGGACAAGGACAGGGGCCCACGCUCAGGGGCAUCCGUCCACCGCGCCAGCUGCCUUCUCCAAGCUUUUUCGGAACACACCUGCAGGAAGGGGCCGGUGGAUUGCAGCUGGUCCCCCGGGGCAUGUGCUCCUGUUGAAGGGCUGCGCGGGCCAGGAGGCAGAGAUGGCCCAGACACUCCCCAAGUCCAGUGGCGUCCCAAGGCCGCGCGACCCCAAGCGGGGAGAGGGGGCCCCGAGUCCCAUGCCCCCAGAACCCACAACGGUGGGCGAGGCCCGGGCAGGUGGGGACGCUGUGCUGCGCCGUCUCCUGAGGCUGCACCGCACAGAGAUUGCCGUGGCCGUGGACAGUGCCUUCCCGCUGCUGCACGCGCUGGCCGACCACGACGUGGUCCCCGAGGACAAGUUCCAGGAGACUCUGCGUCUGAAGGAGAAGGAAGGCUGCCCACAGGCCUUCCACGCGCUCCUCUCGUGGCUCCUGACCCAGGACGCUGCUGCCAUCCUGGACUUCUGGAGGGUUCUCUUUAAGGACUACAACCUGGAGAGAUACGCCCGGCUACAGCCCAUCUUAGAUGGCUUCCCCAAAGAUGUGGACCUCAGCCAGCCCCGGAAGGGGAGGAAGCCCCCGACGGGCCCCAAGGCCCCAGUGCUGCUGCCCAGACCCCCCACCAAGAGGAAGGCCCAGGAGGAGCCAAGGGUCGCCCUGCCUGUGGCAUCGUCUCCACGGGGGACCUCCAGCCCAGGCUCCCAGGCGAAGGCCAAGCCGUACAAGAAGCCCGAGAGCAGCGCGGAGCCACAGCGCCCCCCGCCGGGAACCGGAAUUCAGACCAUGUCCACUUCGGUCCAGAGGGCAGUGACAGUGUCGUCGGGGGACGUCCCAGGAGCCUGUGGGGCGGUGGAGGGGAUCCUCAUCCAGCAGGUGUUCGAGUCAGGUGGAGCCAAGAAGUGCAUCCAGGUCGGGGGGGAGUUCUACACUCCCAGCAAGUUCGAAGACCCCAGCGGGGGGAAGAGCAAGACGCGGGGCAGCGGCCUGAAGACACUGGUCCGGGCCAAGGGUCCCCAGGCUUCUGUCCCCGGCGGAGGUGAGCUGAGAGCUGGCCAGCAGGGCAGGGCACAGGUGGCUCCCGCCCUCCCCGGCGAGCCCCAGCCCCACCAGAAGAACGAGGACGAGUGUGCCGUGUGCCGGGAUGGGGGGGAGCUCAUCUGCUGCGACGGCUGCCCCCGGGCCUUCCACCUGGCCUGCCUGUCCCCGCCGCUCCGGGACAUUCCCAGCGGGACGUGGAGGUGUUCCAGAUGCCUGCAGGCAAGAGCCCCGCCGGACCUGCCCCGGGCCGAGGAGCCCCCGCCCCCGGAGCCGCCCGCGGAGCCCCCGGUCCUUCUGGGACUGAGGCUGACAGGAGAAGAGGCGAAGGGACUGUCCAGGGAGACCCUGGUCGGGGUCGACACCGCUGCCCCCUACAAGCACCUGCCCCCCCCACCUUCGGCAGCCCCCUUGCCGGUGCUGGACCCCUCAGCCCUGCGCCCCCUACUGUGUGUGGGCCCUGAGGGGCAGCAGGGUCCCGCGGGCGCGCGGUGCGGCGUGUGCGGCGACAGCACGGACGCGCUGCGGUGCUCGCACUGCGCCGCCGCCUUCCACUGGCGCUGCCACUUCCCCGGGGCCGUCGCGCGGCCAGGGGCCGUCCCGCGCUGCCGAUCCUGCUCCGGAGACGCAGACCCGGCCCCCGAGGAGGGGGCGACCACCCCAAACCCCGCCCGCGCUGCGCUAGGGCCUGCCAAGGCAGGGGACAGUUCUGCUGGUCACGAGCCGGUUCUGCACAGGGACGACCUGGAAUCCCUCCUAAGCGAGCACUCCUUCGAUGGAAUCCUGCAGUGGGCCAUCCAGAGCAUGGCCCGGCCCCUGGCCGAGGCGCCCACCUUCCCCUCCUGAUCCAGGAAGCCGGGGUCUGUGGGGCAGCCCUGGGGGAGGGGAGGCCCCCCGCCGACGCAGCCUCAGCUGAGAGCUGACCCCUGCUCCCCACUCCCCACUCCGAGUCAACAUGCUUGUGAGUCCCCCGCUCGUGCUUACGGCGGCCUCCCAUGAGCGGGCAGCAGGACACACUCCCCAGCCCUGGGAGCUGGGUUAGGACCAAGAAAAAAGGAAAGGUCCAGGUGUCGUCUACACUCGGCUUGCAGCCGCGACUUAUCUUUGUGCACACACCAGCGUCGCACAGACUCAGAUAAAAACCACUCCGGGGGGGUUUGACGUGUUCUCCUGUGGGGGGUGGGCCCCCUGCCUUUCCUGUGCCCCAGGCGUAGGCCGCACUGGGGGGAAGGGAUAGGCCCGAGAAGCGGACAAUGCGCUCCUCUCUCUGCUGGCUCCUGUCCCCGCCGUCCACCUGCAGUGAGGUCCAGGCUCCCCCCCCAUCGUCUGCUGCCCCCACGGGCCCCCAGCUCCUGCGCCCCUCAGAGCCUCGGGGACUGACAGCCUCCUUCCCUCGGGGCUCCCUGUCCGCCUCCUUGUUCUGUCAGAAGUUUACCUGGGAGACCUUGGUGGCAGAUCGUCUGUAUCUGCCCAGGCACGCCGGUCUGAGGGGACUAUUCCGGCUGGAGGGACAGAUCGUGUGUAGGAGGCAGGUGACCUCCGUGAGGCAUGAGGCAGGCCCAGGCCGGGGCAGGAGGAUGCUGGGGAUGGAGGCUGAGGGGGCAGGUGGGGGGACAAACACCGGGCCGGCGGGUCUGGGUGAAGGGGGCCACAGGACCAGCACCUCCCCUUACUUUCCUCGUGGUGCAUGCUGUGGUCAGAUGCUGGUCCAUGGCCAGGGUCCGGGCCAGGACCCUGCCUGGGACACAGCUCUUGGGUCAGUUGUGGUGGAAGAAGACAUCGGGGCCAUUAGAGCUCCCCACCCUCAGGGACCCCGUGGUGGGUCGCCCCGACGGGGAGGGAGGGAGUGGCCACAGGCCUUGCCCUGUGUGGGCAGCUGAGCUGAGACCCAUGUGCUGACUUCGGACGGCAGCUUGCGUCCCCUCCCAGGGCAGCCCAGCCAGGGAGUGACAUCAGGGAUAGGACUCGUAGCCCUUGGUGCCUUGGGGGUCUGGCUGGCUCACCCCACUUCUCUGGGCACCUCCAGGGCCCCCUGAUCCACACACAGCCUUCUUAGGCAGGCCCUUGGGAACAGACGGGAGAUGGCUGUGCUUUAGGGUCAGGUCAGGGCUGGGAGGCCAGACUAACCCCCAGCGGCCGGGGUAAGCACCCCGUGACCCUUAGUUGAGCUGCUUGUUCAAACGAGGACGUCCCCUGGGUGGACAUUGGUGUUCUGAGAGCAAACAGGCAGCUGGCCCAGCCAGGCCAUGUGGGCAGUGGUGGGACAGACAGGCAGUGGGACAGCAAGGCUAGGAGGGGUGUCCCCAAUGUGUAGACGGGUGAUCCCAUAUCUGGACUGGGAUAGACAGAGAUGGGCAUGGGGAGGGAGUGCCCACAAGCAGGCCCAGGCUCGGUGGCCCAGAGCAGGGUAGGGUCACGGGGGGCAGGGCAUCCCAGCUCACAGCGCCCCACUUCCCUGAUGGAGGAGUGCCACUGGGCCCUGAGCCCAGCCUGUCCCGACCCCCUCGCUGACGGGGUGGAGUGGGGCUGGACCUUGAGCAGCUGCUGGGGGGGCCGUGAUGGGGGAGGGGUUGUGUUGGGGAGCUGACAGGGAGAACCCACAUGCUGGACCCUCCUGCCCAUCGGCGCCCACAUCCCCCCUUCUGGAAUGCACCCUGACCAGGAAUCCUUCGGCCACUGUGCACAGACGUGGGCUGGCCUGCCCCCUGGGUAGCCGUGGCACCACUGGGUCUCCCCCUGGGGGUUCCGGGGCCUGUGUACCCCAGCUCCAUCCGAAUCCCUCUACAGACCGGCCCACGGAGGCCCCCCGGGGGCUCAGGGGUCCCGCUGGUGACCCAGCUGGCUCAUCUCCUUAAGCUCAGGCUUCUCCGGGGGGUCUGAGGCCCUGAGCUCCCCUCAUCCGGCCACACGUGGGCCACAUGGCUUUGUGGGCGCCUCUAUCAGGCGGCACUUCCAUCCUUGAGAAACCGCGAGAACUGUCUGGUGUGUGUGGCUGGAGGUGCAGAAGGACCCCCAGGCCCGGCCUCCAGCCCCAGGCCAGGGACAGCGGUGGCCUGUGUGCCCACAUUUUCAGUCGCUCUCUGCUGGCCAUGAACCUGCCUUCCCGUGGCCGUCGGGUGCCUCAGCAUCUCAGAUGGGGCGACAGAAAUGAGCAGAGCGGCUGCCUUCCCGGGGGGGGGGGGGGCCCUGCGGCCCUGCAGCUGGCCCAGCCGAGCUCCGAGCACCAAGAGCGGACGCCCCGCCAGCUGUCACACAUCCGCUUGCUCUCGUCUGUCUUUCCGUGGGGUGGAAGUUUGUCUGGCUCGUCUAGCAUGAGAACAGUGUCUGCCUUCGUAACGGCCCGAGUGGCGGGUGCGCACUGGGCAGAGCCGGUCCUCACACCUGGCUUCCCGCAGCGCGGCUCGGGCCGCAGAUGCUCAGUCCUGGGGCUGCGGGUGCAGGCAGGACCGGCCCCUCCCAGGCACUCCGCGUCCUCAGCUGCCGCUCCCUCGGAGGCGUGUGUCCUCAUCACCUUGUCUCAGAGGGACCCUGGUCAGACGGGGUGAGGACCUGUGCUCGUGAUCUCCUUUUACUGGAAGCACCUCAGGAAGAGCCCAUGUCCAAACACCGUCACAUUCUGAGAUGCUGAGGGCCGCCAGUGCUGGCCGGUCACCCAGGUCGCCCUCUGUAAGAAUCCCAGCAGGGCCUCAGCCCCGGUGUCCCCAUCUCGGUGUUUCUUCUCAGUCCUCCGUCCUUGCUCAGGUGCCGCACCAGCUCCCUGGCCUUGGAUCCCACGUCUGGGGGCUGUGUUCAGACGUGAGCCCGAGCUCUCUGCCUUGUGGCGGUGGUCCCCUCGCUAAGUCCCUUGCCGUUGUCAGUAAGCGCCCUGAAGAUCUUUUUCUUUAGAGGGGCCGUGACUGGGCCAGAAUCCUAGUAUCAGCUCUUCUAGUCCAAAGAGGCAGCCAAGGCCUGUGGACAGGCCAGCACUUGCUUGGAAGCUCUGUUGUCAAUGUUUAUGAGCAAGGGGUCCAAGUUUCAUCUGAAGCCAGGCCCUGCGGCCAGUCCUGUCCUGAGGUGCCCGGUCCUGUUUGGUGGACUGAGUGGGCUGGGCUGGUGCAGGGUCAGGGACAUCACUCACUAGUAGGCAAAGAGCCUGGUGUCAUGUCUCUGUCCCUCCACCCCCACUCCCUUUGUGACCAUCUCUUGUCUAGUUACUUGCUGCCUGUCCCCUCCUGAUGGUGUGCACUGGGGGCAGUCUGCGUGACAGACCACGAAGAGACCAGGCUGACAAGGGCCAGCACAGAGCUGGUUGGCAAAUACUGGCAGAACUAGUGACUACGACUUUGAAAAUGCAUCAAACAUUCUGUGUUCAGGGCAUAUCUUGAUAAACAGGGUUAGAGGCCCAGAGUGGGGUAUUAUCCAGACAAUAGAAAUGCUGAGUACAAGCCUGGUGGGGAAGCAGAUGAGUAUUAAUUUAAAUUAAGUGUAUUUACUUAUCUAUUUAUGUAUUUCUAUUUACAUAUAUCAAUGUGUACACAUGGAUGUAGAGUACGCAUAUGUAUAAAGAAAGAAGGUAUAUAGAAUGUACAUGUACAGGAUAUAUGUAAAAAGAGUAUACAUAUGUG
Lutra lutra (Eurasian river otter) is the source of this 5687-nucleotide messenger RNA. It is a transcript of the gene AIRE, whose product is annotated as autoimmune regulator. The transcript has 15 exons. Gene Ontology annotation, molecular function: DNA-binding transcription factor activity, RNA polymerase II-specific; translation regulator activity; DNA binding. The record is from RefSeq and is a predicted model, not a curated record. Gene Ontology annotation, biological process: humoral immune response; regulation of transcription by RNA polymerase II. Lineage: Eukaryota; Metazoa; Chordata; Mammalia; Carnivora; Mustelidae. Bases 1 to 1929 code for a protein of 642 amino acids. Gene Ontology annotation, cellular component: nucleus; cytoplasm.